Messenger RNA from Diaporthe amygdali, 501 nucleotides. RefSeq names its product 30s ribosomal protein s6. The record is from RefSeq and is a predicted model, not a curated record. The transcript is spliced from 4 exons. Gene Ontology annotation, molecular function: small ribosomal subunit rRNA binding; structural constituent of ribosome. Gene Ontology annotation, biological process: translation. The coding region runs from base 1 to 501 and encodes 166 amino acids. NCBI's taxonomy places the organism in Eukaryota, Fungi, Ascomycota, Sordariomycetes, Diaporthales, Diaporthaceae. Gene Ontology annotation, cellular component: ribosome; mitochondrial small ribosomal subunit.
AUGGAGCGGGCCCACUCAAAAAUUCCCAGCGGCAAGUUCCGCCUUAGCUCAUUCGCCGUUCGUUGGGCGGCUUUGCGACAGCAUCCAAGACGCAACUUCUACUCUGCAGCUGUCCCCUUCGUCGAUGUCGCCGCAUCGCAAACCGCCACAAUGCUGUACGAGAUGAUUGGAAUAGUCCGGCCCGGCAACCUCGCCGAGGUAAAAGAGAUCGUCCUCGCCGCAGGCCAGCUGGUGCUCCGCAACGGCGGGGUGAUACGGUCGGUGGACAACUGGGGCGUGUUCGCGCUGCCGCGGGCCGUGUCCAAGGCGCAGCAGCUGCACCACAACGGGCACUACUUCGCGAUGCGGUACGACGCGUCGACCGAGGCGCAGGGCGUCGUCCGCAACACCAUGAACCUCGACCCGCGCGUCAUCCGCUCCACCAGCGUCAAGCUCGGCGACGGCAAGCUCGAGUCCCUCAGCCGCUUCGGCCAGAUCAGCUGGGCCAACUCUGCGAAAUAG